Molecule: messenger RNA, 1251 nt
Organism: Planococcus citri (citrus mealybug)
Lineage: Eukaryota; Metazoa; Arthropoda; Insecta; Hemiptera; Pseudococcidae
Product: retinol-binding protein pinta-like
Exons: 6
Coding region: 245-1168 (307 amino acids)
Cellular component (GO): membrane
Molecular function (GO): phosphatidylinositol bisphosphate binding
Source: RefSeq, a predicted model, not a curated record
UAUGUCACUCAUGUGUGCAUUCGAGUAUCUUGCGUGUGGUUAAUUCUUUUAAUAAAUGACCUUCCACUAUAAGACAUCAGCUUAAGGUAGGUAGGUAUAUUUAGGUAAGUAGCUGGGUACUUGUGCAAAACAAUAAAUAUCUAAGCACGUUUUGUUACUAGUCGUGUUUUCGGUUUUUUUAAAAAUUAUUUAAUUGUUUGCCGGACGCAUUUUGUUGAUUUUUUAACUACCUAUACGAUAAACAAUGCGAACGAAAUAUUUGGAAGUUCCUGAUGACGAACAACGUGAAAAUGCCAGGAGAGAAGUCAACUCUACAGCGGAAUCAGUGAAAAGAGAUGUCCAAGCUUUGGCAGAAUGGCUGGAAAAACAACCUCACUUACCAAAUUUUAAAGAUGAACACGUAUUAUCACACUGUUUGCUGAAUUCCAAAAACAGUCUGGAAAAAACGAAACGUCGUCUUGAAAUGUAUUUCAACACCAAAGCUUCGUUACCGGAGAUAUUUCUCAAUCGAAGCCCUUUUCAAAAAGAACUCGAAACUCAAAAAAAUAUCGGAAUGUUUGUUCCUUUACGAAAACUAACGCCAGAUGGAUACAGAGUAGUGAUGCUUUAUCUUUCAGAAGAAGUUAAAACUGCUCAUCAUCCUUCAUUAGAUGAUUUUUUCAAACUGAAUCAGAUGACAAUCGAGUUGAUGGGAAAAUUAGACUAUCCAAAAGGAGUGAUCGUUAUCCACGAUGUAGCAAAUAUUGCUAUGCCCUUAGUUGUUUCAUUUUCAUCUCAUUUACAAAAACUGAUACUCUUGACGGAGAAAGCAAUAUCAGUCCGAUACAAAAAAUUGUACUUUUGCAACAUGAGUCAAGCUGGUGAAAUACUGCUUUCUAUUGGUAAAUCGCUGAUAAAGAAAGAAUUAGCAAAUCGAAUAGAAAUUCUGAAGAACUUAUCAGACAUAUGUCAAUAUUUGCCAAAAGAAAUUAUCCCACGAGAAUACGGAGGAGAGGAACUUCCUUUGGUAGAACUUAGAGAUUUGUGGUUCGAAGAAAUAAAAAAUAACUAUGAAUACUUGCAGUCCACCGAAAAAUAUGUCACCGAUUUAUCAAAAGCACCGAAAGAUUUUGCUGCAACCGAUUUAUCUGGUAUGGUCGGAUCUUUCAGACAAAUUUCAGUCGAUUAAAACGAUUUGUAUAAUAUUGUGUUGUUUAUUGAACAUACAAUUCUAAUGGAAUCUAACAUAAUACAAAACAUAAACAAUUAUAA